Molecule: messenger RNA, 4371 nt
Organism: Gopherus evgoodei (Goodes thornscrub tortoise)
Lineage: Eukaryota; Metazoa; Chordata; Testudines; Testudinidae
Gene: GPR12
Product: G protein-coupled receptor 12
Exons: 2
Coding region: 197-1201 (334 amino acids)
Biological process (GO): G protein-coupled receptor signaling pathway
Cellular component (GO): membrane
Molecular function (GO): G protein-coupled receptor activity
Source: RefSeq, a predicted model, not a curated record
GCGUCCAGGGGCCAGCGCGGAGGGGAUUGCACCUGCGCUCCCUACUGCACAGCCAGGAGCUGGCACUGCCGCCCCCUCCCCGUGUCUGUGCAGUGCUAACAAUGAGCCUGCCAGGAGCAGCCUGCUCUGCUGCAUAGAAAGGACCUGGAGACUCUCCUCCUCCAGCAGGGGAGAAGCCAAGAAGACAGGGGUUAAAAUGAAUGAAGAUCUGAAGGUUAAUUUAAGCUGGCUGCCUCAAGAUCACUUAGAAGCCAGCUCUCCAGAGAAUGUCUCAACUGCAGUCUCCUCCCUGAUUCCUGUCGUAGACCCAGAACCAGAGCUCAUAGUAAACCCCUGGGACAUUGUUUUGUGUACUUCAGGAACCCUUAUCUCCUGUGAAAAUGCCAUUGUGGUCCUUAUCAUUUUCCAAAAUCCUAAUCUUCGUGCCCCCAUGUUCCUUCUGAUAGGCAGCCUGGCACUUGCAGACCUCUUAGCAGGAAUUGGAUUGAUCAUCAAUUUUAUUUUUGCCUAUCUUCUACAAUCAGAAGCUACAAAACUGGUCACUAUUGGACUGAUUGUUGCCUCUUUCUCUGCCUCUGUGUGCAGCUUGCUGGCUAUUACUGUUGAUCGUUACCUCUCAUUGUAUUAUGCUUUGACUUAUAAUUCAGAAAGGACUGUCACUUUUACUUAUAUCAUGCUUAUUUUGCUCUGGGGAGCAUCUAUCUGUAUUGGACUGCUGCCUAUAAUGGGCUGGAACUGCCUUAAAGAUGAAUCCACCUGCAGUGUUAUCAGACCGCUCACUAAAAAUAAUGCAGCUAUCCUUUCAGUCUCUUUCUUGCUCAUGUUUGCUCUCAUGCUGCAGCUAUACAUUCAAAUUUGUAAAAUCGUGAUGCGCCAUGCCCAUCAGAUUGCCUUGCAACACCAUUUCCUGGCCACAUCCCAUUAUGUGACCACCCGAAAAGGAGUGUCUACUUUGGCCAUUAUUUUGGGGACCUUUGCUGCUUGUUGGAUGCCUUUUACACUCUAUUCUUUAAUAGCAGAUUACACGUAUCCUUCAAUAUAUACCUAUGCCACUCUCCUGCCAGCCACCUACAAUUCCAUCAUCAAUCCAGUAAUAUAUGCUUUUAGAAACCAGGAAAUACAAAAAGCAUUUUGGCUCAUCUGCUGUGGCUGUAUCCCUUCUAGCCUGUCUCAAAGAGCAAGAUCACCUAGUGAUGUUUGAUUAACAGCUAAGAGGACUUUAUUUAGCAUUUUCUUUUUCAGAAAUUCCUGCAACGCUCUUUGGUUAGAUACAUUCCUUAGAUUGUACAUAUCUAAUUCAUAUUCAAGCCACAGGAUGCACUGACCCUUUUGUAAAGAGAAACGCCAUUAACCAAAAUGAACUCAGUGGUUUAAGGAAGAUUUCCAAAAUCAAAAUGAUUAGUGUUCUUUCAAAUUGUAUUGCUGCUCAGGUUCUAUCAAUAGACUAAACCAGUCAUUCACAUUCACUAUGAUUCUAAGUUAACUUUAUUAGUUAAAAAAGGUAGACUGAAGAGUUGUAGCCUUUUUAAAAUAGUUUAUGUGCUUGAGCUCAGUUAUGAUGCAUGAUUUUUCUGUUGUCAGAAAUUCUCUCUCUUAACCUUAGUGAAACAGUAAAGAAGACUAUGUCCUUCGUUCUGUUGACAUAAACUAAAAUGUAUAUCAUCAAUUUAAAACAAUGAUCCAAUAACUACUGAUUCAUUUGGUAUUUAUUGUAAUACUUUCUGGGCCAUUAAUUUGCUAAAAUGAGGAAGUACUUGUGCAGGUUUACUGUUUUAUAUCUCAGUAUAAAUUGAUCAGUAUUUUAAAGUGUUACCUAUUUUCUCAUGAGUUCUGGAUAGAUGCUAGAAUAGAAUGUACAUUUUGUCUUUACUGCUGUUUUGUUUCUUUUAAAAAAUCAACUAUACAUUUUAAAAAAUAUAAAACAUCAGGGCCUAUUAUAACAUUGAUUUUUACGCAGAAUUCCUCAUUUAAAUUGAUGUGGAGUUCUACUCAGAAAUCUAUGGCACAAUAUGGCCUCUAGGAAUUCUGCAUUGUAAUAGGUGCAGCAUUUUAAGUUUCUUUGACAGAUUAAUAUUUUCAGAAAUGUAUGAGGAAAUAUUUAAUAAAAUAACUUGCUUAAAAUAGUAUAUUUUUAGUACCUACAGUAAAUGGUUCCCUAAAGUUUGCUAUUGAUACACAAGUGUUAUUUCAUUGUUCUGCUAUGGUUUCAGAUUCUGAAGUUUGAAAAUUCUUUGAGGAUGUCAGGUGCAUAAUCGUAUAUAGCAAAAAUGCCUACAGAACAUACUUUCUGCUAUUCUAACAAUUUAAUCUUUGAGUCCAUCACAUAUUAUGAUUCUCAGUACUAUAUGCAUAUCAUUUCACUUCAUAAGAUAAUACUCCUUGUGUAAAAGGCAAAGCUUCCUUUCAUGAAUGGUUUAAUUUAAGCUGCUUCUGAUCUUUUCCCUGAAGCCACAUUAGAUUAUUAGAACAAAAAUGUUGUUUUCUAAUAACAAGGUUGUAUUGACAGAAGAAAAAGCUUACCGGAAAAAAAAACCCUGAUUUUGGAUUUCUUUGUUAAACUUGAGGUAUAUUCUUUCAUCAAUGAAUGGGAAUUUAUAGUAAAACUUCCAUUAGUGCUGAUGGAAGUUACAUGUAUAAAUGCCUAGGCACCAAUAUUGGGGUGUAGUCCCCUGAAUGUCAAAGUAAAUAAACUAUAUUGUUGCUUUAGUAUCUUCCAUUAUACUUUAAAAAAAAAUCUCAAAUUUUGAUGAAAAAUACCUGUACAGUAUAGAGAGUAUACACUACUAUACUACUGUCACUCAAUCUUUUCACCUGGUAUCUUUCCUUUCAUUUAAACUUUUGGAACACUGUAGCUUUUGUGGCAAAGUUCUGUGACAUUAAUAUUCCAUAUGCUAUACCCAGAAUUAAAUUUCAAAUGUGAGUCACUUCUAUAUUAGCAAUAAUUUAUCUUAGUUUCAAUGCCAGAUUCAAAUUCCAUUAUUUACUUGGUUCAUGAUAUCUGGCUAUUACUUUACAUUAAUCUAAUCAAAUUUAAUAUUGUAUGAUGGCGGCCUUAUCUUGACAGGACUGUGCUCUUGCAACUCCCGUUGGCUUCACUGGGACUUGUAGGUGCUCAACACCCACUGAAAUCUCCCCUCAAACUAUAUAGGAUAUUUGUGUUCUUAAUCUAUCCCUGAAUAUUAAUGAAGUUCUAGUAGUUACCAGUUUUCUAUUGUUUUUAAGAAAUCAUCACUUCAUAAAUACCUAUGAUGUAUAUAUACCUGAUUGUUUAAAAUGUAGAUAUACACACAUGCACACACACACAAGUAUCAAAUAUUCGAAAUCAUUGCUAGGAUAAUUUGUUAAAAUUUUGAAAUGAAUUAUGCAUAAGGGUCACAAAUGCUAUUUGCUUGUUAACAAACACAGAUAAGACUUGUUAAAACUAUACAAACAAAACCUACCCCUCUCUUCCUCUCUCCUUUCCAUGAGUUUGGUCAGUUGCAUCAAAGUGCCAAAAACUGAUCAGGACAAACACCUACAGUUGUGACUAAAAUUCUAUCCCAAGAGGAACUGAGUUUUGCUCCAGUUCUGUCUAGGUACUAAUAUGCCCCUCCAUUACUAGAGUAUCUGAGCACCUCACAGUUAUUUUUAUGUCUUUAUCCUCACAAUAGCCCCGUGAGGUAAGGAGGGACUAUCAUCCACUGUUUACAGCUGGGGAAGAGAGACACAGUGACACCCACUGACUUGCCCAAGGUCACACAGGAAAUACAUGGCAGAGCAUAGAAUUGAGCCUCAGUCUCCUGAGUAGCAAUCUAGUUUCCUAGCCACUGGACCAUCCUUCCUCUGCUCUUGCCCCCCUUCUCUUCCAGUCUGGAUCAUGCCCUCCUGUGGCAAAACCCAUAACAUGGGGCUCUGGAGAAGAGAUCUGUGAUUUCAGUGGUUGUUCCAUCAGAGAGAUUCCCACCCCCUUGCCCAAGUAGGCCAUUGUACUUACCAACAAAUCUGGAAGAUCUUCAGAGAUCUGUAGGAGGCCGCAGCUGACCACAUAGAGGCUGUAUGCCUCUGCUCUGGUCUGGUAGGAGGAUUCAGCAGAAAAUAUCCAAGGAUGCCAGAGGGGGACAAUGUGGGUCCCCACCAUAAGCUUACCCUCUCCUCCGCUUCUGGUUUACCUGAUGUUCACCUCUUCACUCAAUGUGGAACUUAGACCUGUAGAUCAGCCAGGGAAGACACUACACUCUUCUUCCAUGCAGGAUCAGAGAGAUUUGUACCCAGAGGGUCCUCUUCACAUGCAGAUCUCAGGACACCAUCUGGGCUGAAUUUAGGAUAGAGAAGGAUUAAAAUUACAGAGUAAUGUUCAGAUAGGGCUAGAUUAUAGAAACACUAUUUGCCCCA